CACGCACGCACAGCAAUGGGCAGCAGUACAAAGGAAGCGUGCACUGGAGCGUCACUCUCGUCGCUCGCGAUUUUCCAGUAUAAAAGGAAGUGCCGCUCCCGCUCCCUCUCCGGCCGGCGCACGUCUCGCGGAUGUCCAUGCGCGCAACUUGACUCCCACCACUACCACCAUCCACCGACUGACGACUCCGGCCCACUUGUUCGUCCUCGUCCUCGUCCCCGUCCAGUGCCCCUCCCGUGCGCCGAGGCCGCCACACCCACACGUAUACCCAGGCCGGCCAAAACGAAUCGGGUCCGUCGGACCGGACGGCUUGAGAGCAACCAUGGCCGUCGCGAGGCUGGUGUCCGCCCCGUUCCCUCUCGCCCCGCUCCGCGUCCGGGCCCCCCGCCCGGCCUUGCCCCCCGGCGCGCACGCGGGCCCACGGCCGCCGGUCCUGGCGCUCGCGCCUCCCGCUGCCUCGGCGGCGCCCCGGCGCGCCGUGCCCGCGCGCGCGGCGCCGGAGGACGGCGGCAGAGGGGACGCGGCGGCGGCUGCGGCGCGCGCGGCGCGGAAGCAGUCGGAGCGGCGGACGUACCUCGUGGCGGCCGUCAUGUCCAGCCUCGGGAUCACGUCCAUGGCCGCCGCCGCCGUCUACUACCGCUUCGCAUGGCAAAUGGAGGUACGGGCGGCGGCGCGAUCCCGGUGACGGAGAUGGUCGGCACGUUCGCGCUCUCGGUGGGCGCCGCGGUGGGGAUGGAGUUCUGGGCGCGGUGGGCGCACCGGGCGCUGUGGCACGCGUCGCUGUGGCACAUGCACGAGUCGCACCACCGGGCCCGCGACGACGGGCCCUUCGAGCUCAACGACGUGUUCGCCAUCGUCAACGCCGUCCCGGCCAUGUCCCUCCUCGCCUACGGCUUCUUCAACCGGGGCCUCGUCCCGGGCCUCUGCUUCGGCGCGGGGCUGGGGAUCACGCUCUUCGGGAUGGCCUACAUGUUCGUGCACGACGGCCUCGUCCACCGCCGUUUCCCCGUCGGCCCCAUCGAGAACGUGCCCUACUUCCGGCGUGUCGCCGCAGCCCAUCAGAUACAUCACAUGGACAAGUUCCAGGGCGUGCCAUACGGCCUGUUCCUGGGGCCCAAGGAGCUGAAGGAGGUGGGAGGGACCGAGGAGCUGGAGAAGGAGAUCAAGAGGAGGAUCAGGAGGAGGGAGGCGCUAGACGCCACCCAAUAAGACCUGCUUGCUAUUGCUAUACACACAGUGCUUUGGCUACUGAAUCCCACUGUGUUCUAGCGUUCCCUUUUUUUUUAUGUAGCCUAGAUGUAUAGUAUACGAGUGCUAGCGUGUGCACGUAAAAAACCAGGUUGCGAGGGUCUCAACAGGCGACCUGCAGGACCAGCGUCGUCGUGGCGCUGUUUGUCGUCGCCGGAACAGUGACCGUGCAGCUGCCGCCGCCAGUCGCCGGUGGAACAAGACACGGCACAGCCGAAGCGUGAAGACACAAGACAAGCGGCUGGGGGACCUUCCGAAUCAGGUCCGGGACACGCAUGUGCAUGUGACGAGGGAUCGUCCUCGUGAUACUGUUUCUCCUUUUUUCAUGACGAUGAACAUGGGAUGGGAUGGGAUGGGACGGGACUAUGAAUCUUGUAAAAUUGUCGCAGCCGCUGUCAGAGUCUGCGGCGGAUUGUCGGUCCACCUGGCGUGCUCGGCGCAGGCGGCGGCGGCGGCGAAGAGCUGUGCGGGGAGGCCUCCUCGGAAGGAGUUCAGAACCACAGCCAGCAAGGGGAUUGAAGGCCCGGGACCCAGGUGAUGGUGAUAUGGCUCAAUGGCUGUCGUCAGCCCAUGUGCCCAACCUAAGAAAAUGUGAUAAUGUUAGCAAUUAGUAAGAGGUUAGAAUCAUCAUGUUUUUCUUAUUUCAUUAAAUUGCAUGUAAUAUCAUCAUGUUUUUCUUAUGUGUCAUGUCAUUUAAUGAGGAUAAAACUUCCA
Messenger RNA from Zea mays, 1962 nucleotides. Its product is annotated as beta-carotene hydroxylase. Gene Ontology annotation, molecular function: beta-carotene 3-hydroxylase activity; iron ion binding. Gene Ontology annotation, biological process: carotene metabolic process; xanthophyll biosynthetic process. The transcript is spliced from 6 exons. The record is from RefSeq and is a predicted model, not a curated record. Gene Ontology annotation, cellular component: chloroplast. Bases 16 to 1209 code for a protein of 397 amino acids. NCBI's taxonomy places the organism in Eukaryota, Viridiplantae, Streptophyta, Magnoliopsida, Poales, Poaceae.